Messenger RNA from Nomia melanderi (Alkali bee), 3558 nucleotides. The record is from RefSeq and is a predicted model, not a curated record. NCBI's taxonomy places the organism in Eukaryota, Metazoa, Arthropoda, Insecta, Hymenoptera, Halictidae.
AUUAGAAGUACAUCAUUGUAGAAAUGUUUGCAAUGACUUGUCAAAAUACAAGUUAGUCACUUCAACUAAAUAAAUUCUAAAUGAAUACAGAGAAAGUAGCUUGCUUUAUAUUUUAUAGUGUUUCUGUGACAAGAUGUCUGUUCCACUUAAACCUGAACACCUGGAGCAACUGAAAGUAUUUGUUGACAUGUGCAUGAAAAAUCCUGAAAUAUUACACCAAUCAGAGCUCUCUUUUGUGAAGACUUUUAUAGAACACUUUGGAGGACAAAUACCGGAAGUUAAAAAAGAUGAAACACCGAGCAAAGAACCAGAGCAACCGAAAGAACCAGAACCAGAAGCUGAACCAGAAAGCGAAGAAAGUGAUUUAGAACUGGAUAUGUCUGAAGUUGUUGAACCAGACACAGAUGCUCCACAAAGCAUGGGUGAUCCUACCUUACAACCAACAGAAGAAGAUGUCACAGAGUCUCAAAAUAAACGUGCAGAAGCUGUAUCAGCAAUCGCAGAAAAAGACUAUGAGCGUGCAAUAGAACUGUACACAAAAGCCAUUGAGCUGAAUCCCCAAUCGUCUAUGAUUUAUGCGAAACGUGGACAAGCAUUUCUGCUGAUGAAUAAGCCUAAUGCUUGUAUACGUGACUGCAAUCUUGCUUUGGAGUUGAAUCCAGAUAAUGCAGCGGCUCAUAAAUUUAGAGGAAGAGCCUAUCACUUGCUUGGAAAGUUCGAGGAAGCUGUCAGUGACCUAAGACUGGCAUGUAAAUUCGACUUUGACGAACAGGCUGAUGAAUGGUUGCGCAAAGUUACACCGAACGCCCGCAAGAUCGAGGAGCACAAGAGGAAGAAAGAGCGCAAGGCGGAGGAGAAAUUGGAACGCGAGAAGCAGGAGAGGCUGAAGAGAGCACGGGAGAGCGCGAAAACUCAAGAAGACAGCACCCGCAGCUCUCAGAGCAAGCCUAGCGAUGACAUGGGCGGUUUUUACAAGUUCCUCUACGACAACGAGCUUCUCGAAGCUUUCAAGGAUCCCGAAGUGGCAGAGGCGUUCAACGACUUAUCCACGAAGCCGAUGAACAUACUGAAGUACCAGAACAACCCGAAAAUAAUGGCGCUCAUCGACAAGAUGGCCACGAAGUUCGACGCUGUCGGUACUGGAAGAAUGGGCGGCAUGCCGGGCUUCCCCGGAGCGGCCGCGGCGGCCGCAGCAGCGGCAGGAGCAGCCGGGGCUGCUGGAGCAACGCCGACGAGCACCCCGAUGCCCCCGCAACCCCAGGACGACGUUGGACUCGAUUAAACGGUCGAACCACCGAGACGGCAGUGCCCGGACUUUCAAACACCCCGUUUAACGCAUUGCGUACCGGCUAAUUUUCAGAAAACUGAGUUGUGCGGAUAGCAAUUUUCACUGAGGUCAACUUAUAUCACUAUACAUAGAAAAACUCAGAUAUCGUAUUGUUAUGUAAUAUAUUUUAAAUGGAUCAAUUCGAAUUAAAUUUUAAAUUUUUUCAAUGCUGUGGUAAUUACCGAAGUUGCACAGCUAAGUGUCUUUACAUAAAAACGAGAUUUCUCGUUACCGGUGCGCAAUGCGUUAAUAAUAGAACUACCGACCACUCGAACAUUUUCCACAUUUUUUAAUGAAAGCCACGAACGUGGGUUCAUUAACCCUUUGCACUCGAGAGAUUCUCGCUCGAGAUAUCCGAUACGUUCUAAUUAGAUGUAGCGAGAUACUUUGAAAUCAAUUUAUUAACACUAGGUCUACGGAACGCGUCAAUUUCGCGCAGAUUGAAUUUUAUAAACAUUAUUUGGUAAAUGUCUUAAUCGGUUUUCGUUGAUCCAAUUACACGAAUAUGAAUCCUGAUUGUCUACAUCUACAGUUUCAAUCAUCUGGCGACUGGGAGUCUUUCGAGUGCAAAGGGUUAAGACAUCAAUUGGCUUGAAUCUCGAUUUGGGUAUCGCUGAGUCGGCUUCUUUAAUCGUAUCUCGAAAAGGUGUCUACCUUUUCAGUAAUUGCACAGGAAGAGAUCGAGGAAUCGCUGUGAUCCUCGCGGUAGUUCUAGUGUUAACUUACCUUUUUGUCCCCUACUUAAGUUGCCAGUUAAUUAUGUUAGAUUCCACCACUUAGAUUGGAAUUCGGUAGAGCACUGCGUGAGUUAUAUUUGCCUGGUUUCGCGAUGCUUGAAAUUAGUUGAUUGUUUUUACGAAAUGCGCGUUGUUUUUGUCGUUAAUGUAGUGCUGCGUCCUGUAGAGUAAGACGGGACGAGGAAGAGAUUUUUAGGAUGUCGAGUAUGUCGGUUUGCGAUUUCAAUUAUACGUGGGAAACGUUAUUCCAAGCUAAGUGGUUCAGGAGACCAACGCGUCUCGUAGAAGUACGUUUGAAGGAAUAUCUACCAAGAUUGAUAAUUAAGAGAUUUGAACAGUCCCAGGCAUCGCUGUCCGCGAAGUCGUCGAGAACGUCCGUCUCCUGAGGGCUAAUGCCGAUUGGAAACUGCUCCAUUUAUCUUUGUUCCUGGUGACCCUUGUACCGCACAUCUGGCCUCUUCAUACUGAAUUCAAUCAGUGCUGGAAUAUACAAAGACGCGCAAAUUAUCGGAUUCAGUGUAGACCCUUUGACGGUCCAUUUUUUACAGAUGUCCCAGGGUGAAACGUUUAACCGUGUCAGCAGAAUUGAUUUGUAAGCUGCUUAUUGUAUAGAAAAAUGUUUGACUGUAAAAAAAGUGAUGUACUCGAUGCCAAAUAACUUUCGUUUGAAACAUUGUUUUCUGCAGCGGUUUACAGGUGAAUUCAAGUGACACGGUUAAAUGAUUUAACCUGUACACGUGUGUCGAGAAUCUAUUGUAGAAAGUUAUCUGUAACAUUUGUUUCGUAGCUUGAACGUUACUGUGCUAGAGUCAAAUUAUUCUUGUACUUAUCACCGUAUUCGAGAUUAGAUUAAAUAGUUGAUUGCACCAGAUUGUUGAUCGAACACAGAGGAAUUAAGUAUUAGCAACGCGUGAACGUCGAGUAGACUGUACUCACUUUUGUAGUCUCGAGUCUGAUAAUUUGCACGUCUUCGUCGCUCGAUAUAAUAAGUCUCUGUUCGGAAGAAUUCAUCCAGAGCUGGAAUCUAGUAAUUAUUCCUCCGUUUUCAUCGAAUGUACGAACCAUAUAUUUUGAGUAGAUUCAAAUUCCAGACUUACGGGAAAGAAGUGUGAUUAAUGAUACCGAGGUAGAGACUCGAUGCGAUAUUUUAAAUAUGAUAUAAAUAUUGAUACUCGUUAGGUAACGUCCAGUUGUAAUUCUCGAAUAAUAAUUAAUACAGCCCCUGAUCGGGGGAAACGAUCGCGCUAUGUUCCAGCUUUGUCUCGUUUCGGCAAACGUUCGUUCAUGUUCGCGGAGAAAGAACAACACGAUCGUUCGGUUUCCAUUUCGUUUCUCUUGUUAUCUAUUCUACGAUAUCGAACGCAUUAUAGAUUAAGCGACAGCAGAGUUCGCUCCCACGAUACUUUGUCCUUUUUUAUAAUUUUUUAAUCCUUUUAAUUUUCCUAAGUGUUAAUCCUAUCCUCCGCGUUUGGAUGUCAUGUGAUAAAUCGUCGU